Messenger RNA from Linum trigynum, 909 nucleotides. The record is from the annotation of a GenBank genome assembly. Lineage: Eukaryota; Viridiplantae; Streptophyta; Magnoliopsida; Malpighiales; Linaceae.
AUGGCGAAGGAUUCAAUGGUUGGAGAAAUCCGUAGUCCAUGGGCUGAUCUUCACCCCGAGCUGUUGAAUUUAAUCUACGAGAAACUGCCUCCCUCCCCCACCACCCUGAGCUCAGGAUUUGGUUCCGUAUGCAAGCCCUGGCCCCAAUUCCACGCCGCCGUUCCCCUGCCAACGCGGCAUCCUUCCUACUGCCCGAGGAAAUUCCUCCUCUACACGACCGUCGACGCCAUCCCGGACGCCAUGAUUCGUCACCAAUUGCAGGACGCGUACAUCGCCUACAGCUGGCCGAGCAACGGGUGGCUGAUGCUGCGGCAUUCACACAACGUUCAGAUCUUCGGUUGCUUCAAUCCCCUGCUCUCCUGGCCGCGGAACUACAUCGCACUCCCUGAAGGUUCCAAUUCGCCGUGGCCGCGGCAGAUGAAGGCGGCUUUCUCGAGCGAUCCUGCAGGCCCCGAGGACUGGACCAUCCUAGUCGCGGGAGAGCAGGGGUAUGGUUUCAGCACGUUUCACCGCGGCGAUGCCGCCUGGAAGAAUUACCGCCGCCGGUACCACUGGGCCAUCAAGUACGCAGGGUAUUACGUCGCGAUCGGGUUCAGAGACGGCGAGUUCUUCUGCCUGUUCGGCAGCGGAGACGUCCUGAUUUUCGGAAUUGGGGAAGGCGGUGAGCGGAGGGUGCUGGUGGCGGAUCCCCUUCCGGCGCCGCUGCGGGAUCUUCACAACCUACGAAUUGUGGAGAGAGGAGAGACGGCGUGUGUGGUGGCGAAUUGGAAGCAAGUUGCGGAUAGGCACGGCGGCGGACGGAGGUGGCGGCUGGGGAGAGUGGAGAGGAGAAGGAAGGAAGAAGUCGAGAGAAUGGUGGGAGCAAUGGACAGAGAAAGGAGGUGGAAUUUGGGUAAAAACUCUUUAUAA